Molecule: messenger RNA, 1819 nt
Organism: Periconia digitata
Lineage: Eukaryota; Fungi; Ascomycota; Dothideomycetes; Pleosporales; Periconiaceae
Source: the annotation of a GenBank genome assembly
CUCUCCCUCCCGCACUUCCAUCCCAGCUGCACCAAAGCCGAGAUACUUGCACUCUUCUCUCUUUUUGUUCCUCUUCUCCGUCUUCUUCUCCUUCUCCAUCCCCAGGGUUCUAUCUCUCCUCUCUACCCUCUCUCCAUUCAAUUGGGAUACCCACAAACAAAUGUCGGCCUUCAGUCGCAAUCUGUGCAGCGCCGCCAGACGAAGCCUCCGUAGCCCGCAAGCCUGCAGAGCUGCCACGAGACCGAUUGUUGCCCGGGCUGCUGCUGUUGCUUCAUCAUCCCCAUUUGCUGCCCGUGUCGCCGCUGCAUCUUCCUUCUCCACCAUGUCUGCCCUCAAAAGUGCUGCCCCGCCUGUCCCCUCGAACCGCGAGUUCGACCCCGAAAUCACCGAUGUAGCCAGCUACGUCCACAACACCCCCAUUGAUUCCGAGCUGGCCUACGACACCGCCCGCUGGGUCUUUGUCGACACUCUGGGCUGCGGUCUCAAGGCGCUCGAGUUCCAGCAGUGCAAAAACAUCUUGGGCCCCGUUGUCGAGGGCACCGUCGUUCCCAACGGUACCAAGGUCAUUGGCACCAACUAUCAGCUCGACCCUGUCAAUGGCGCCUUCAACAUAGGCGCCAUGAUCCGAUGGCUCGACUUCAACGACUGCUGGCUGGCCGCUGAGUGGGGUCACCCUUCUGACAACCUGGGCGCCAUCCUCGCUGUGGCCGACUGGAUCACUCGUACCAACAAGGCUGGAGGCAAGCUCGGCAACGGCAAGAUCUUCAAGGUCAGAGACGUGCUCGAGGCCAUGAUCCGCGCCCACGAGAUCCAGGGUUGCAUGGCUCUCGAGAACUCGUUCAACAAGGUCGGUCUUGACCACGUGGUUCUCGUCAAGCUAGCCUCCACUGCCGUUGUCUCCAAGAUGAUGGGCCUCAGCGAGGCGCAGACCCGGGAUGCCAUUUCCCAGGCCUGGGUCGACGGACAGUCUCUCCGCACCUACAGGCACUCUCCCAACACCAUGUCCCGCAAGUCGUGGGCCGCUGGUGAUGCUUGCCAGAAGGCGGUCAACUUAGUCCUGAAGGUCAUGAAGGGCGAGCAGGGUCUCCCCACUGUCCUCUCUGCUCCCACAUGGGGUUUCUACGACAUCAACUUUGGCGGAAAGAAGUUUGAAUUCCAGAGGCCGUAUGGCAGCUACGUCAUGGAGAACGUUCUGUUCAAGGUUUCCUACCCUGCUGAGUUCCACUCGCAAACUGCCGUCGAAGCUGCCCAGCGCAUCAACAAGAAGCUCAAGGCCAUGGGCAAGAGCGCCGAAGACAUCGAGGGUGUCGUGAACCGCACACACGAGGCUUGCAUUCGCAUCAUCGACAAGCAGUUCAAGCCCAUGGAGAACUUCGCCGACCGAGACCACUGCGUGCAGUACAUGGUCUCGACCAUGUUCGUCUUCAACCGCCUCGAGGCCACCGACUACCCCGAUGACAGCGAAGCUGCCACCUCAGCCCUCGUCGAGUCGCUCAGGCAGCGCAUUUCGUGCGUCGAGGACCCGCAAUUCACGAAGGACUACCAUGACCCGGAGAAGCGUACCAUCUCCAACGCCCUGACGGUGACGCUCAAGGAUGGCACCGUGCUCGAGGAGGAGGUUGUCGAAGCACCCCUAGGCCACCGUCUGCGCCGCGAAGAGGCCAAGCCCGAGAUUCUGGCCAAGUUCAAGCGCCACUUGGGCCCUCACUUCCCCGCCGAGCACGUCGACAAGCUCGUCAAGCUCGCCGAAGACCCAAAGACGCUGGACAACAUGGACAUUGACGAGUAUGUAGACAUGUAUGUGAACAAGAACUACUAG